CUCACUCGUCCUCGUCCUCAUCCCCAGAGCUGCAGCUGUCUGGACUUUUUGUAGAAUUCUGACUGGCUGUCAUUUGUGGUUAUUUAUCUUUGCAUUUUGUAGGUGGUCAUUGGAUCAAGAAUUAGGGUGAGAGUAUAUGAACAAAGAAGGAGUUUUUGGUGGGAGACCUCCCUAAGCAAGCUUCAGCAAGUCUCCAGUCUUUAUCUCUCGCCAUGGAGCAACUCAACACCUCCAGCCACAAUUCCACUUCCUGGGAUACCAAGGACGUAGCCACCAGCAUGGUCCUGGGAUUGUGCUGUUUGGUGGGCAUCCCUGGAAACCUUCUGAUCGUCGUGGCGAUAAGCCGCCACCUUCGCAGGGCCUCCCUGAUGGUGAAGCUAAUGCUCAACUUGGCCCUGACUGACAUCUUGUCCCUGCUGAUGCUGCCCUUGUGGAUAGUUGCCCUGCUGGGAGGCUGGCCGUACGGACAUGCUGCUUGCAAGAUCCUUUCCUACGCUAUCCACUGUAGCCUGUAUGCCAGCGUGCUGACCGUCACCCUGAUGAGCAUCCAUCGCUACCUGAAGGUUCUGCACCCGUCCUGGAAGACCGAGCUCCACCUGGGGGGGAGGGGCGACAAGGUUCUGCUGGCCUCCAUAUGGGUCCUGGCAUGCUUUCUGGCAAUUCCAGCGCCCAUUUUCCGGAAGGUGAAGGUGACCACGAGUGGGAGAACAGCCUGCAAGCCUCACUAUGACUCAAUUCCGGAGGAGGCUGCCAUGCUCCUUCUGGAGACCCUGAUGGUCUUCCUGGUCCCCGGUGCCAUCCUCACCACCUCCUACUUCUGCAUCAUCCACAGGGUGGGCCGCUCCCCCUUCCACUCUAGCCACAGGCUUAACCAGCUGGUCACCUGGGUGAUAGCGGCCUUCUUCUUAUUCUGGGCCCCCUAUCACGCCUUGAAUCUGGUGCAAGCAGCGGCUGUAUUUGCAGAGGGGGCGGGGGCAGGGGUGGAUGUAGGGUCGGGGCUGCGGGAGGCAACCAGGCAGGGCCAAAAUGUGGCGGGAGCCCUCACUUUCCUGAACAGCAGCCUGAACCCCUUCCUGUACGCCUUCGCCUCUCGCAACCUACGGAAUAGCAGCAGCGUCUUGAAGAGGGUGGAGCGUAUCUGCCACUGCAAGUCCUCCGACACACCCGAACUGGGCUGCAGGAAGGCCUCGCGGGCCACCCCGUCCAUCGACGCCACCCCCGCCACAGCGACCGAGCCGUAUCCCAGGCAGCCAGCCCCAUGUCCUUCAUCUGAGCUCAAACCCAGGUGUGUUCCAGACACCCAAAAAUCCUCUCUUUAAACAGGCCCACUGUAAGCAACAGUGGGCGUCUAUUGCAUAUGUACAUCCAGUUCUACUCUUGAUUUUAUUCAGUCGUUAUUUUUAAAACAUUCUUCUGCUAAUUUUACUUCUCUUCCGCGGCUCGGAAAGCUCUGAUUUAAAUAUGCAACAUGCAUAUUUAUUUGGGAGGACAAACUAGUGCAGGUACCCUCCAAAAUGCUUUCAGGAACCCACAAUUUCUUUCACACAUGAAUCCACCAGCUGAACAGAUGGAACACUGAGCACAGCAGCUAGGAGUCACACUCACUUAUGACUCUCACUUAACAGAAAACAUGCUCCUAAUCAACAACACAAUUCUAGAUGCUGAAUCGUUCUGCACAGUCUGCUGGCCUGUUUCAGAGAGCAAAGAGACAGAAAUGCAGUUGAGGCCAAAGGCGACAUUUUGUCGAAGUCGGCCAGGAACGUGAGGUAGGAGGGAUGAAGUACUGCUGUGCUCAAAAGGAGCCCAUGCGCAUGACCGCAUGUAUUUGUCAAUAUGUGUUCUCAAAUAAGGCCUGGCCACAAACGCUGUGUGCAUGCUGCACCCCUCCUCACCCUCCUCGCCCUCCAGCUCACUCCCUCCAGCAGUCACGCACAUGCUGGCACCAGAAACGCCAGCAUAGCAUGCACAGCUGCAAGAGGCAGAACUGUGUGAUGUGAAAACCUGAGCAGAGCAGAGUGCCCCCACUCCGAUCUCUGGAUCGGUUAUCGGGGGCAUAGUAUGCCCUCUGAACAAAUUUCAUGCACUAUUUACAGAACUAACUCCUCAAUAGUCUGAUGCCCUGGGCCAGCCAGCUGACUCAUUUUCACAGGGAUAUCAGGCUCUAAGCAGUGGAAAGAAAAUCAAACAGGCAGGUAGGGUGCACUGCAGGCAGAUUGCACCAGCUGGCAUGCUCGAAAAUGCCAGCGCAUUGCAAAGGCAGAUUUAGCGCACUAGCCUGUGCAUUGCACUUCCUAUCUCCACCAGUGUUGCUGAGGUGUACCAGUAAAAGGAAAUUACACCACAAACACCUCUACAUCACAGAGAUGCAUUUCACAGAGAUGCUCAGGCUCAGCACUCUAAAGUAGGCACUGCUGUCACUAAUGACUAUUAAUACAGAAAUGAUGCGCUAUAUGAAUGUUGUGCAGUGUUGCCUUGCUUUGGUGUGUAUGGUCUGAAUACAGUGAGUAAACUGAGUAAACUGUGAAAGUUCUCUACGGGAAGCUAAGCCGAAUAGAGGUUUAUGAAUAUACUGAAUUAAUUGUCCAACCUCCAAUUCACCAUUUGGUUUGUUCUGGGCCCGAGGAAAUUUUAAACGACUAGGUCAGAGGAGCCUAGCGAUAAGACACAGACCCCCGGUCCCAAUUCACCUCCUAAUCACUCCCUCUCUGUUUUGAGCUACACCGAAUUAUAAGUGUCACUGAUACAAGGCCCAUUCAUAAGCGAGGGCAGGCAUCGAGGCAAUAGGGAGCAUGAAAAGCAGCAGGUAUGGGACACACUUUUUGUCUGCUCCAGGGACCCUUAUCAGAAUUUAUAAAGAAUGAAUUAUUAUCUAUAAUUUUGACGGAAGUUGCAUUAGUUCAGACAACAUUGCAAACAGACACCGCUGAGAUGGCCAUGAUGAUUGUCUUUCAAAAAGUCAUGACAUGGCAGUCAGCAUACAUUUGAAUGUGGUUAGCUCUGCCAUGCUUCAGCGACUCAGCAUUAAGCAAUGCAAUGCCUGCUGGGUCAGCACUCACUUCAUGCCAGCACUCCUAUUUCCUCAUUAUUGUGUCAGAGGGCCAAACCACUGAAAUUUGGCUCACUCAGUUCUGGGACCACGCCUGUACAAGAUGGCGACUCUUGCAUAUGCACAAAAUUCUGGGUCAAGCCAUACCAGAAUAAAGCAGAGGGCAGAGUUUAGUAUAACUGUUGCCUGAUCUCAUCUCACCACAAAGAAACUCACCAACAUUUCAAAUAAUAUCCAAAGCUGUCCCUCCAAAAAAUAUCACAAAAUCCUUAAUAUUUAAUGUCACCGCAAUGGCUACCAUAGGAGGAUUGAUUUCCUUAUUACCAUAAACAAUUUAAGUAUGUAACUACGUAAAAUAUGAUCUUUCUUUGUCUCGCAUCUGGAUCUGGCGUUUGGUGUUCGGUCUUGUGUGGGGUCUUGCAAUUCAUCUUGCAUUUUACAUUUCAUCCCUGGUAUUUUGUAAUAUUUUGCUGUCUAUUGGUUUUUGAACUUUGUUCAAUUUGGGAUUAACUUGGGAGAGGCAAGCUGUGCUUGGGUAUCUUCUUUCAAUCUUUUUGUGUGUGACUGUAACAUGUCUACAUCUGUAACAUUCACUGUUUUUUUAAAGUAGUUGAACCCUUGUCUUUAGAUUAAAUGUUGAAUUACUUGUUACAAUUGAAUAAAUCUCUUCA
Messenger RNA from Anguilla anguilla (European eel), 3717 nucleotides. Its product is annotated as leukotriene B4 receptor 1-like. Gene Ontology annotation, molecular function: G protein-coupled receptor activity. Gene Ontology annotation, cellular component: membrane. The transcript has a single exon. Bases 213 to 1319 code for a protein of 368 amino acids. The record is from RefSeq and is a predicted model, not a curated record. NCBI's taxonomy places the organism in Eukaryota, Metazoa, Chordata, Actinopteri, Anguilliformes, Anguillidae. Gene Ontology annotation, biological process: immune response; G protein-coupled receptor signaling pathway.